Molecule: messenger RNA, 3333 nt
Organism: Symsagittifera roscoffensis
Lineage: Eukaryota; Metazoa; Xenacoelomorpha; Acoela; Convolutidae
Exons: 1
Coding region: 1-3333 (1110 amino acids)
Source: RefSeq, a predicted model, not a curated record
AUGGCCCCAUCCGGUAGAAAUAAAACGACGCAAAACAAUGACAGCGAUCCUUCGGAACAAAAUGGUACCCAAACGCAAGAUACCAAUCAAAACGUUCAAGAGACUGGCGUUCGAAAACUGGUUUCGCUUCGACGUCAUCACGAAAUGGAGAUCAAUACUUUGAUCGACAUGCUCGAAAACAACAUCUACGAGGAAGAAGAUGAUCUUGAACUCAUCAAUGAAACGUUCACUGAAUUGUCUCAAUUCCAACAAAAACUUGAUACCCUGAACGAUCAAAUGUUACAGGCUGGUUCUGAACACGAUUUUGAAGAACAUUCUCACUGGACAGUACAGUUGAAACAGAAAAUCCGAGUAUUUUCAAUGAAAGUGAAAAAAUAUUUGAAAAAACAAGUAUCAAAUCCUGCUACUUCUACAAUUCCAAAUAACAGCGCUCAAGAAAAUGCUACUUCAAUUUUCCCACAGGAAACCGCAACCUCCAUGCCGACUGCAAACAUAAUGGAUAUACCAAACAACAACCUUAUAACCAUGAGCAACAAUACUCAAGGCAAUGCAAGAACAGCUGCCGCUGACGACAACCUUUCGGCGCCAUUUCAAGGCGACCAAUCAUUUUCAAAUCCAUUUGCUAGUGAUGUUCCUAACCACAGCUCACAACAAGCUAGUGCUGCAAACCCUCCUAACAACAACAAUCGAGCUUUGGCAACUAAUUCAAGCGACACUUCUACUACAUUCAGUCGAUCAGUGCCAAAACUGAAGCCUACAAUUUUCAAUGGCAAUCCCAACUAUUGGUUGCACUGGUAUGGUGUAUUCGUAUCAUCGAUUCAUAAUUCUAAUAUGUCUCCAACUGAAAAGAUGAUCCAUCUUCAAUCAUUGGUAACUGGCCCAGCUAAACUAAUGAUAGCUGGUUAUGGUGCAAACGGCGACACAUACGAACUAGCACUACAACGUCUUCGUGAAAACUUUGGCAAUACCAAUAGAAUUGUCAACUCUUUUUUGCAACGUCUUGCAAAUUUCAAACCUCCAAAUCUGGCUCAACCAGAAUCAUACAUGCAGUUUUCUGCUUUUCUCCUAACUUUAGUGGACACUUUUGAGCAACUUGGUUUUGUUCACGAUAUUUGUUUUACAACAAACUUGAACACUGCUCUGGCAAAGCUUCCCGACCCUGUGAGAUUAGAAUGGAAUCGCUUCGUCAUCGACAAAGACUACGAUCAACCCUCCUUGAGACAUCUAGCACAAUGGUUUCAACGGUACGCACAGGCGUGUCGCGACAUGCCUCCGACAGGUUUCCGAAACCAAAACAAUAACAAUUUUAACAAUUCUUCUGGAAACGCUAAACACCCUAGUGGUUCCCGUUUUAAUGGUUUUACUACAAAUGGUGUAGGAAAUCAAAAUCAGCGCUUUAACCAUCAGGGAGAUCAACAAAACUCUCGUGCUCAGAAUAAUGUAAACUCGAAUGCUUGUCCUAGUGGAGACACCUGUGGACCUCUCUACAAAUGCGAGCACUUCAAAGCUUUAGACCCUAAGCAACGAAAAGAGCAUGCCCGAAAAAUGCACUUAUGCUUUAACUGUCUAGGGAAUCAUAGGUUUACUGACUGCAAUUCGAAAUCGCUCUGUCGAACCGAUAAUUGUGGUAAAAAACACCACACUCUACUCCACGAUCCUUCUGAUACUUAUGGAAAAAACCCUAGUAAAGCUGCAGUGAAUCGCGCAAUAGCUUGUCAGAGAUCAGGUCAAUCAGCUUUUGUACCAAUCGAAUUAUCAAAUGGUGAUAAAACACUUUGUACCUACGCUUUCUUAGAUAGUGGUAGCUGCGUAACUCUACUACUGGACUCAGUGGCAACUCAACUAGGCUUGGACGUCAACAAGAAGCACUCACUUCCCAUAUCUGGAUAUCAUGAGACCAAGUCAGUUCAAGUUACAUCUGUGGAUGUACAAAUUAGACCAUACAAAAGCACAUCGACUCCAAUGACGCUCGAUGAUGUACUCACGGUAGAUGAAAAUAAUUUGGCCCCAGUUGAUAUUUUUCAACUAAACGCAAUGUGCAACAAUUUUCCACAUUUAAAGCAUGUUAAAUACCCGGACUUAAACGACAAUAGCAUAUCGCUAGUCAUCGGAAACAACAAUCCAGAAUAUCAUGAGAUCAAAAAUACCGUUUAUGGCCCCAAGAAUGUUCCCUGGGCUAUCGAAACCCUUUUGGGAUGGACAUGCACAGGUCGGAACAAAACGCAAAAUAAUUCCGUUCCAUCUGUUCCGGUGAACUUCACACAAGUUCAUUCACACAAUAACUUAGAUGAAAAAUUAUACCAGAAAGUUCUCAACUGGAUGAAAAUAGAAAACACAGGCAUCGCUUCUUCAAAACGCUCGCACUCCAAAUCGGAUAAAAGAGCAAUCGAUAUUCUCGAAAACUCUUGUACUUUAGUAGAUGGUCACUAUCAAAUUGACCUUCUUUGGAAAGAGGAUACUGAUCUUCCAAAUAACCGUUGGCUAGCUGAAAAGCAACUCAACAGCCUCGAAUUUCGCCUUAAAAGUAAACCUGAUUUAAGGGAGAAAUACCGCGCAACAGUCAUCACUGACUUAGAAAAAGGCUUUGUCACCAAAAUAGAUGCAAAACAUGACACUGCAAUCAAAUCUUGGUAUUUGCCGCAUCAUCCAGUGACAAAUGUCAACAAACCAGACAAAGUUAGACGAGUCUCAAAUGCUUCCAGCAUUUUUCAGGGUAAAUCCCUCAACUCGAGUUUGCUCAAAGGGCCCGAUCUUUUGUGCAACUUAACAGGUCUCAUAAUUCGCUUUCGACAAAAUAAAAUAGCAAUAUCUGCUGACAUAGAUGCUAUGUUUAUGCAAGUGCUAGUCAGCCCAAAGGAUAGACCUUUUCUAAGAUACCUUUGGAAAGAAAAUGGUAAAUUAGAAACUCACGAAUAUACACGACACAUUUUCGGUGCCACAGACUCACCAUGCGUGGCUUGCUACGCAGUACGACGAUGUGCAUCAGACAGUAAAAACGACUUUCCUCUGGCUUCUGAAAUCAUUCAACGGAAUAUCUACAUGGAUGAUUUGUAUGUCACUUCGUCAACGGUAGAAGAAGCCCUCCAACAAAUGACACAACUACGAGGAUCUUUAUCUCGAGGUGGGUUCAACUUGAAUAAGUGGAACUCAAACAGUAAACCAUUCCUGGAUUCAAUUGAUCCAAAUAUUUUAGUCAGCCCUAAUGAUCCAACGCCUAAACAUCAACGAGUUCUCGGUGUUCACUGGAAUACCAACACUGACUGCUACUUCAUCGAUAACAAAAAGUUUGUAAAAUUCUACGUAUUGGCAUUGCUACGCAACGGAAACUCCUGA